Messenger RNA from Macadamia integrifolia, 1283 nucleotides. Its product is annotated as clavaminate synthase-like protein At3g21360. The transcript is spliced from 3 exons. The record is from RefSeq and is a predicted model, not a curated record. Gene Ontology annotation, molecular function: oxidoreductase activity. NCBI's taxonomy places the organism in Eukaryota, Viridiplantae, Streptophyta, Magnoliopsida, Proteales, Proteaceae. Bases 116 to 1075 code for a protein of 319 amino acids.
GGGGGAUGGUGAUGUGAAGGAGGGAAGAGGAAGACUGAUUAUAAACACACACAGACUUGUCAGCAUAAGAGAGAGAGAGAGAGAGAGAGAGAGAGAGAGAGAGAGAGAGAGAGAUAUGGAGUUUGUGGAAGGAAGGAUAGAAGAAGAGAAGAAAUUUGGGGGUGUAGUGUUCCCAAAGACACUGAACCCUCCAAAGAAUGGAGAGGGUAUUGAGUAUGGUUCAAAUGAGUUGAUAGAGAUGGUGAAAGCAAAGAGGGAGUGGGUGGAAGAGCUACUGCAACGUCACUCGGCGAUUCUGUUUAGGGGAUUCCGAGUUAACUCUGCUGAAGAGUUUGGAGGAGUAGUGGAAGCAUUCGGAUGGGAAGAAAUGGAGUAUUGGGGAGUUGCAUCUCGUUUGAAGAUUGCUGAUAGGGUUCACACCACCAAUGAAGCCCCUCCUGAAAAAUUCAUCAUCUUCCAUCAUGAAAUGUCCCUGACCAAGGACUGCCCUUCCAAGCUAUUCUUUUUCUGUUCCCAACCACCACCGGCAGGCGGCGAGACAUUAAUUGUGCCAAGCCCUAUUGUAGUAGAAAAGAUGGAAGAAAGGUUGCCGGAAUUUGUUGCCGAGUUAAUGGAAAAAGGUUGUGUAUUUGGCCGGAGUCUUCCAAAAGAGAAUGAUAUUGGUAUUAUUAGCGGCAGGUCUUGGAAAUGGUUUCUACAAACAGAAGAUCAAGAUGAAGCAAAGCAAACGGCUUCCGAAAGGCUACGUUCAUGCUCCAUCAACUUCAACAAGGAUGGGAGUGCAGACCUUGUACAUGGGCCUCUAAAUCCAAUUCAAGAACUUGAAGGAAAGAGGGUUUGGUUCAAUACCAUCUUAGGUUACACAAGUAAUGAAAAAGACAUGAAAGUAACCUUUGGGGAUGGAAGUGCUCUUCCUGCUGAGGCCUUUGAGGUAUUCAAAGAUAUUUUGGAUGAGAAUUGUGUCGAUAUCAAGUGGCAAAAAGGAGAUGUGUUAUUACUUGAUAACUUCACUGUUCAACAUGCCAGGCGCCCUGGGAAGCCACCAAGAACUGUAUUAGUGUCUGUGUGUAAGUGAAGUUGAACAUCGUUGGAUUGUAGCGUGUGCAUUGCAUCUAAGAGGCAAGGCCUUUUUUUUUUUUUUUUCUUUUCAAGAAAUGGAAACUCAUGUAUAAGACUUUUAAGUUUGCACUAUGUGGAAUACUAAGAGAUCUGCGAAGACUCCGAAUAGAUGCUUAAUUUUCUGUUUAAUUCAAUUAAUGAUGAAUAUUUCAACGUUUAGAUUU